AUGGGGAACUGUCAAACUUGUUUGAAUAAUGAACCAGAGCAGAUUGAGAUAGUUGCUAACAAUCCGACUGUGGAAGAUAUGUCUUUGAUGCAGGAACAAUCUCCUUUGUUGGUGUUGGAUGUGAGAACAUGGCAAAAGGAGUCCUAUAGUCUUUAUGACUAUGAAAAUAGCUAGUUCAUUCAUUGCCAAUAAAUAUCCGUUAACGGGAAUAGCUAUUUGACUUGCAAGGCAAAUAAGGUUUUGUACAAUGAGGGGUCUUAUUCGAAUAACAAUGAGAAUAAUGAUGAGGCGCUCUUGUUACCUCUGGAAUUCGACAACGAACGGUUCUAAUUACUGAAUCUACGCUUCCCUAGACGAAUAUAGAGUAAGGAGUUGAUUGACGAGUACUAAAAAGAGGAUGGGGAUAAACUCUUAUCAGAAAAUCAGACUGUCCACGCUGAUUUCUAAAUGAGUUUUAAUAUCUAGAAGUUACGCACCAAUACGAAUAGGUAGAUGGAGGGUGAUUUGAAGAAAGGUUCCAAAAUCUGGUUGGUCACCAGAUCUAUAUAAAAUAAUAGUUCGAAUGAAGGAAUAAUCCUGAAAGUUGGAGAUAGGAUCAAAUUAGGGAGAGUUAAACUAGUCAUCAAGGCUAUUCAACUCCAGAACAACGAGCUUUAAAAUACUCCUGAUGACAUCUCUAUGAGUUCAGUUGAGGAUAAGAAUGAGGAUACAAAAUAAUGUCGGGUCUGUUUGUCCACAGGUGAGACAUUCACCAACCCUUUGAUUGAUCCCUGUAAAUGUUGCGGAGGCACUAAGUAUAUCCACAUCAAGUGCUUGUUAAAAUGGUAUUCUAUUCAUUCUCAUUUCAAUAGUAAUGCCUAUUGCACCAGACUCAUCUGGAAGUCUCUGGAAUGCGAAAUAUGCAAAUAUCAAUUCCCUCCAGUUUUUGAGAGAGAAGGCAGAACUUACAAUCUCGUUGAAUUGAGCAAACCCAAAUAGCCCUAUGUAAUGAUGGAAUUUCAUCAGAAGAAACAACAUGAUAAUGCUUCAAAUAAUGAUAGAAAUGGUGUAUAUAUCAUCAAUUUUGGCACCAAGAAGGAAUUGAGAAUUGGCAGAAACCAUGAAGUUGAAAUCAGUAUAGCUGACAUCAGUGUUAGUCGUGAACAUGCACAACUCAGAUUAGUAGAUGAUAAGAUUGUCUUAUCCGAUAAGAAAUCUAAAUUUGGCACUCUAGUUUUAUUAUAGAAGAACAUCACUCUCUCGCCUCAAUUAUCAGGUCUGGAGAUACAAAUUAAAAGAACUUUAAUAAAAAUUAAUAAUAACUAAAAUACUCAUUCAAAUUAAUAAUUAGCAGACUUUGAAUAGCUUUUAGGAAGAAUCGAUUGA
This is a messenger RNA of Paramecium tetraurelia, 1365 nucleotides long. RefSeq lists its product as uncharacterized. NCBI's taxonomy places the organism in Eukaryota, Ciliophora, Oligohymenophorea, Peniculida, Parameciidae. Gene Ontology annotation, molecular function: protein binding; zinc ion binding. The record is from RefSeq and is a predicted model, not a curated record. The transcript is spliced from 4 exons.